Psylliodes chrysocephalus is the source of this 2219-nucleotide messenger RNA. Lineage: Eukaryota; Metazoa; Arthropoda; Insecta; Coleoptera; Chrysomelidae. The record is from the annotation of a GenBank genome assembly.
UGUCUCCUUUAUCCACUCAAUGUAGUGCGAAAUUUAUUGUCACUGGCGCUGAAUGAGUGUGUUCAUAAACGUUUUUCACGAAAAAUAUCAAACAUAUCUUUUUAAUUGAAAGUUGAAUCAUGUCUCUGAAAACUCGAUUAAUUAUGCAGAAUGCAAAGAAAAUCUGUGAGGUUGCUAAUGAGCACGAUGGGAGUGAAAAUAAAGAAGUUAACCUCAAAAAAUGUGAAGUCUCUUCGAAUAUAUCUGGAAUCGGGGAAAAGCCCUUGGAACAUGAAAUCCAUUUUCCAGAAUUAAACGCUGGCCCAUCAAGCUCUUAUUCCAAGGAUCCCAAGGACAAACAUUGUGUUUUUACUAGAAAUCUCCUCAAUAAUGGUAAAUUACAAUGUGUAUUAAGGAAGUGUAGGCAAUUAAACGAUACAUCUCUUAUUACAGAUUCUAAAAGUAAAUCCGACAGUGAGCCUUUUAAACCGGAUGAUAAAAGCGACGAAUAUCUACCUACUUCUGAGGAUUCGUCAGACACAGGAAAAAACUGCGAGAAAAAGGUCAAGAAAACCAACACUUGGAAAAAUAAUGUUGCAGCAAUAGCGCGGCAAAGAGGUGAAACAUACACUAAUCAAAGAGGAAAAAAAAUACCAAGAAAAAGUGUUAAUUUAGGUACGCUUUGUAAUGAAGGAUGCAAAAAAAAGUGCAGCGAAAAGGUACGCCCAGAGGAAAGGAGAGAAAUAUUUUUCAGUUAUUACAAAUUAUUAGAUGAAGACACUAAAAACAUGUUGCCCUUUAAAUGUAUGGCAUACAAAGUACCUGCAAGGCCUCAAAAGAAUGCUGCUCGUCAUAAGUCUGCGUCUUUUACGUAUAAAUUAGCCGUUAAUAAAACAGAAGUAACAGUAUGUAAAAAAGCAUUCUGUACUUUGUAUGAAAUUGGCAAAAAGAAGGUAGAAUAUCUUCAACAGAGCAUAAAAGAGGGUUUACAUACUCCAAAACCUAAUAGAAGAGGCAAACAUGACAACAGACCACAUAGGAUAGCAGAUGGUAUUAAACAAUACACAAGAGAACAUAUAAAAUCAUUCCCUGCCUAUGAGUCUCAUUAUUCUAGGAACAAAAACUCCUACAAGAAAUACCUUUCUCCUAUGUUAAAUAUAUCUAAGAUGUACAGUCUCUACCACGAAAAAUGUGCUGAAGGAAAUAAGCCUCCUCGUUUUUAUAUAAAAUACUGUACGUACAGCAAGAUCUUCUCUACAGAAUUUAACUUCUCUUUUGGGGAGCCUCGCAGCGAUACUUGUAGUACCUACGAUAGCGGCCAAGGUAACGAAGAACAUCGUGAAGAUCGUGAAUGUGCAAAAAGCAGUGGUACUGUAUGCUAUCUCACCAUGGAUUUACAACAAACACUUCAUCUGCCUAAACUAACCACUAGCAAAGCUUUCUAUUUACGUCAAAUGUGGAUGUACAACUUGGGUAUACAUUCCAUUAGUAAACAAGGCGCAAAAGCGAAUUUCUUUACGUGGACCGAGGAUGUAGCUCAUCGUGGAAUCUCCGAGAUAUGCAGCUCCUUAUUAAUUAUGUUGGAGUAUAACAACCUUUUUCAAGACAAUAUUAUAUCGCAUCUCAUACUGUGGACGGACUCAUGUGCAGGUCAGAAUAAAAACUUUCUGAUCAUAUGCCUCUACCAGUACUUAAUACUUAAAGGCAUGUGUAAAAUUAUAGACCACAAGUUUCCUGAGGUGGGGAACAGUUAUUUGGACUCUGACAGAGACUUUGGACUUAUUGAGAAAGUGUUACGUCGACAUGAAACUAUUUUUUUACCAGAAGAAUAUCGAACCAUAAUAAGCCAAGCCAGCAAAAUGAAUCAAUUGACGGAUAUGAGUCUUCACUUUAGAAACUUCGAUGAUCUGGCUACUAAAUUAAACGUAAUCAAUCGUAAAAAGAAUACACUAGGCGAGAACGUUCCCUUCAGAGAUAAGAUAAAAUGGAUACGCGUCUGCGAAUUUGGAUCUUACAUGUAUAAAGAAAGUUUUGACCCCAAGACUCCUUUUAAAAAAGUCAACAUUAUUCGAAACUCACGUAUUCCUGCACCAGAAAACGUUGAAAUUCCAAGAAUUGGGAGAAAAACUGGAGAGUUGUCUGCUAAAAAAAUUGCGAAUUUGAAAAGCCAGUUGCAGUAUAUUAAACAACCAUACAGAUGGUUUUAUAACCUCGUUAUAAACGAACAAGAAAAGGCAUAG